Rotaria socialis is the source of this 1452-nucleotide messenger RNA. The record is from the annotation of a GenBank genome assembly. NCBI's taxonomy places the organism in Eukaryota, Metazoa, Rotifera, Eurotatoria, Philodinida, Philodinidae.
AUGUUCCUUAAAAUAUCAUUGACAUUUCUUGCAUUGAUAGCUGUUGUAUUCUGUCAAACGGACGAUGAAGAAUCAUUUUUAUUUGUUACCAAGCAAACACUCAAUCGUUUUAUUGUACAGAAUAAGGAAUUAACUAUCAAAUAUGAUUUAUACAAUUCUGGCCCGACAACCGUUUUCAAUGUCAAUCUAAAUGAUGUUCGUAGUUUUCCAGCAGACAAAUUUGAAUUGUUUGUUGGUGUACUCAAUCCAAAAUGGGAACGAAUUCUUCCAGGAGCAAACGUAACUCAUGUUGUUAUUCUUAAACCAAAGGAAAGCGGUUUUAAUAAUAGUUCACAUGCUAUUAUUACCUAUCAAAAGAGUGAAAAGAAUGCGGUUAUUCAAAAAACUUAUUCAUCUGAAUUCGGUAAUGUUUACAUAAUGACAAAUCGUGAAUAUGAUCGACGAUUUUCAUCACAUAUUAUUGAUUGGAUACUUUUUACAGCAAUGGCAAGCCCAUGUAUUGCUUUUCCAUUUUUUCUUUGGUUCAAAAAUUUUAAAAUGUUAAAGCGCUCAGAAAAAUUAUGGAUGGGCAGUGCUUUGUUUUUUGCUAUAUUCUCAUUGGUUUGUGAUUUAAUUGGUUUUUCAACACCAUAUUGGUUACAAGCAUGGCCUCGUGUCGGUGAUACAACAUUCCGUAAAUUAGGACUUUGGCAAGUAUGUAUUGCUGGUUUUCGUAAUCCAAAACAUUAUUGGGGAAAAGUUUAUUAUGGUUGUUGGUGGUUAUAUGCACGUGAAUAUAGGGGAUUACGAGAAGAUGGAAUAUUGACACCUGCAUGGUUUACUGCUGUUCAAACAUUUGCAUGUUUUGGUUUGAUAUUCAGUAUACUCAGUUGUAUUGCAUUGAUUGUUGUUGCCAUUACACGGUAUCGUUUAUCGCGUCGGUCAAUAUUGAUUGGUUGUAUUUUAGCUGCAUGUGCUUGGUUUUGCAAUUUGCUUGCUGUUCUUAUAUUUGGCAUCUAUGCCGAUGCUAUUCCUGGCAAAUGGAUGCCUCGAGCUGAUUAUACAUUUUUAUCAUGGUCAUAUCAUUUUAUUGUUGCUUCAAUGGUAUCAUCAUUUUUAGCUGUUAGCUUUGCUUUAUGUGAAAUCUAUUUUAUAACUGAAGAUAAAAAGAAUAAUCGUGAAAGAACAUUCAUUCGACAUGUUGGCAAUCCAAAUCAACCAUUCGUUCGUCACGUUGAAAAAGAUGAACCACCAUUUGUACGUAAAACAUCGAACGGUGAUCAACCAUUCAUACGUAAAAAUGACAAUGAAAGUGAAAAUGCUUUUAUACGUAAAGCUGACAAUGAUAAUGAACGUGCAUUUAUACGUCGUACAGAUGGUGAAGAAGCGUUCAUACGCCGAGCUGAUACGGAAGAAGCUUUCAUACGACGUUCUAAUGAUAAUAAAAAUCAAGGAAAUAAUUAUAUAGUUUGA